Messenger RNA from Truncatella angustata, 5035 nucleotides. Its product is annotated as cis-golgi transport protein particle complex subunit. The record is from RefSeq and is a predicted model, not a curated record. Lineage: Eukaryota; Fungi; Ascomycota; Sordariomycetes; Amphisphaeriales; Sporocadaceae. The transcript is spliced from 3 exons. Bases 1 to 4677 code for a protein of 1558 amino acids. Gene Ontology annotation, cellular component: TRAPPII protein complex. Gene Ontology annotation, biological process: early endosome to Golgi transport; intra-Golgi vesicle-mediated transport.
AUGGAACAGCCCUUUUCUACCUCAAAGGUAACUGUCGAGUAUUUCGACCCUCAUGGAGUAUACAAGCUUCUCGCGCCGGGCUUGAUACCCAGGCUGCCCUUGCGCAAUCUGCACUGGCAGUCCCAUGCCGGACCCCUUCGAUCUAUAGACACCUUACACAUCGAGCUCUCCCCCGAGGGAUCUGUCGACCCCAAGCCCAUAUUCUCUCCCGACCCUUUCUUCCCAAACUCCCAACGAACCGAUAGUCCCGCGCCUGCACACCCUGGCGGCAACAAUGGCUUUCAAACACAGAUCGGCGCCACCUCCGCAGAGCCCGCGAAUGCCCAGCAGCCCGCCGACCACCGCAGCAGCACCCCGGCGCGGAGGCACCAGAUCCCUGGCUUGAGGACGACGCCGUAUCUGAAAGUCCUGCUGGUUCGCUGUGAUGAUAGUGACUCAUACAAGUCGACUGUGCGACAAGAGAUACGGGACUGGAUCAAGGCACAGGCUCCGUCGACCAGCACCAAGAAGAGCACGGCCGAGAACCAUGAUGCCUUCGAGUGGCUGAUUCUCCAUGUCGUCGUGCCAAAUACCGCCGCCGCCGCCCAGUCGAGGGUCACCGGAAAGUCCGAGGCCGCCGCUCCAACAUCCACGUCAAGAUGGCGGCCCGGCUCAACCACCCUGCUGGAGAAGCUGCGAGCAGACUUCAAUUCGAGCAGCAAGGGGGCCACCGACCGCAUCGCGCAGAUACGAAUUGGCGUUAAUGACGUGCCAUAUGACAUUCUGCCGCGCAUCACGAACAUUGUCCCCAGCAGCUACAAGGAGACGGCCGACGAAAUCGAGGCCGUGUGGGACGACCUCAUCUCCAAAAUGCGCAGUCUCAUCUUGAGCAGUUUCGACAUGAGGGUCAGCCAGUACGAAGACGACAUCAAGGAGAAGGACAACCAGCGCAGCUUACCCGGGUGGAACUUCUGUACUUUCUUCAUACUCAAAGAAGGCCUCGCCAGAGGCUUCGAAAGCGUAGGCCUAGUCGAGGACGCCCUUGUUGGUUAUGACGAAUUGAGCGUGGGUUUAGACAUGGUCAUCAAGGAGCAAACUGUCGGCGAAUCCGGGGCAUCUACCAAUGCGCUCUUGGCCUUUACCGAGGAACUGAAAGAGGCUGCAGAAAAGGCCAUCACAGAGGCGAGCGGCGAAGACGCCGAGGAUGAGGUUGUCAACAUGCAGGCUUCAUCCGGAUCCGCCCCACGAGCAGCCAAGGUCGCAUUUGACGAGAUACCGAUCAGUGCAACAAAGAAGCCGUACCGAGACUUGAUUUUGGAAAACAAGGUUUCCGUAUUCGACUUCAGAUGUUACAUAUUUGCGAGGCAAAUCGCCCUUCUGCAGCGCCUUGGCAAUGUAUGGUCUACUCGGGAAGAGCUACUGGCCAAGUUGAAGGAGCAGCAAGAGUCAAUAAUACAUGGUGUGGCACCCAGAGCGCCGCCACCAAAGCACACGGAAAACGAGCAAGAGGACCUCUCCAUGUUGGCAGAGAUCUGUAGGCGCACACUCGAAUUCAUCCCUUCCGUUUCGCAAGUCAUGCGGAAUGACGUGCAGCUAGCCCUGGCCCAAAGGAGUGGCCUGACCGAUGCGAGACCUGCAUCACUUACUCCAGCGCUUGUUGAGAUCGUUGACAAUCUGGUCGCCUCGUUCGCCUUCUCUAUAGCGCAGCAAGUCCUCGCACAAACUUCCACCAAAGCGCUCCCGAUUCCACCUACAGCGUUAGCUCCAUCCGAUGGCCAUGAACAAAAAGCGAACAUCCCCGAACCCAAGACCAUGAUGCAUCCCGCUAGGAACUCGUCGCUGCGUGUCAGCACGGGCCCCACUAAUAUCCGCCCACCGGCAAGCCCGAAUGUCUUCCCGGGACCAGGACAAAAUUCCGCCCUCUCUGAACAUCAGGCUGCGAAAAACAACGUUUUCCUCAAGGUCGGCUUGGAGGAGCUGGCCGCUAGGAGAGCUGAGCUUUACACACUAUCUCGAAACAUCCUUGAGGAGGCUGGUAAGAAGAGGGAAUGGAGCGAUGGGUGGGCUGGUGUUCCUGUUAUAGGUGAGACAUCCAUGAUUGAUUUGGUCGAAAUCAGUCUCGAUGAUGACCCUGCUCCUGCAAACGAAGAACCUGGGGAGCAUCAGAAAGCUGUCAUCUCAGUCUCUGGCCUCGAGAAUAAACUUCUCAGAGCUUCCUUGAGCAGUAGCGAAGACUUCUAUCGGCUGUACGAGACGUUAACGGAUAAAGCCUUACGCCACUAUACCGUAGCAAAUCACACAUACUCCGUGCAAGGUUGUAUGGCAGAUCUCGCAGUACUCAAGUAUCACUUAAAAGACUAUGGUACUGCGUCGUCAUUCUUCUGGAGGACAACACCCUUCUUUGGCGAGAGUGGGUGGAGUCUACUGGAACUAUCCAUGCUUGUCAUGUAUUCAAGAUGUCUAAAACAGCUUUCCAGAAAGGACGAUUUCGUCAAGGUAAUGCUGAAGUUACUGUCAAAGGCUUCGGCUGCGGAACGAGAUCGGCAGAAGCAGCAGCGGUCCUUUCGCAUUGGCAAGCAAGAAUCUGCCAAAUAUCCCGACAAUGAUGCUAUCAAGGGGUUCUUGGACGACCUACUAUCCGAAACGAGGACAAACUCCAAUGAAGUCAGAGUGCCGCUGUCCAACUUUUUCUCGACUGUCGAGGUUGACGAAACGGUUGACUAUCACGACGGUAGAGACAGUUUCUCGGCUACCCUGAAACUGAGUAGUCUUCUUGUCGAUGAUUUGAGAGUCGAGAAGGCCAAGGCACGUAUGGUGGGACAGAUUGCUGGCGCGCAGAGAGAGGUCUGGCUUGAGCUCCCCGAGCCAGUAACUAUCAAGUCUGGAUGGAAUAAGCUCAAGCUUGAUAGUAGUGUGACGAUACCUGGCAACUACGAGUUCGACAGGAUUGAGCUCAUUGCCAGCAACAUAUGUCUUCACCUUGAGCGGAACAUCAACCAGCCUGCCAUCAAAUCAAGUGAAUGUCUAAAAUCCUCUCGUCUCACCAUUUACCAUCGAGCGGAUGCCCUCGAUGUCCGGCUCUUGGCGUCAAAUCAUGUUCAGCUCGACAAGAACAACAGUGUAGAUGUUGAACUCAAUUCUGGUUGGAAUGAGCUUACCAAUGCUGAGAUUAAAGUCAAAGGCGCCACCGGUGGUCUGCGACUCCUCACAUCUGAGGCCAAGGUCAUCAACUCAUCCGCAGAGAGCCCCGACUUUUCGAAAGCGCCCGAAGCAGGCCUGUUCAGCUUUGAUUGGAUUAAACCCAGAACGAAGAUCAAGAUCCGCUUCCCUUACACUGUCGAGAAUGAGGUUUCAACUAUUUCCGUAAGAAUCGAAGUCGCCUACAAGACGAGUCAGGGAUCGUUCCAGUUCUCCACAACCCCUAGUAUUCCUGUCUCAUUGGCCCUCGGUGUCAACGUACAAGAUGUGUUCAAGCACAAGGCAUUGCUAUCCCGUUUUACCGUCUCCACAGCUAAUCAGAGUCCGCUGCGUCUUUUAAGAAGCGAGUUGAUCAGUUCUGACAUUUUUGAGUCGAAAUAUGGCCUGGCUCCCAGCGAUCCUACAGUUAUCUUUCCUCGGCAGCCUGCAACCUUGCUCUACAAAAUUUUACGCAAAAGGGGCGUCAAGGUCACCAAGAAGAUCAACAAGACCCUUUAUCUCAAACUAGACUAUACCAUUGUUCAAGAAGAUAUUGCUAUAACAGUACAAAAGUCGAUUGAGGGGGCGUUGAAAGGUACACCUCUGCAGACAUACUCCAGGCUGUUGGCCUCUACGAUUCUGCCUCAUGUCGAGCAUGACCUUCGUGCAUUCGACCUAGAGAGAACCGCCUUGCUCGGAGCUGUCUCCACAGACUUUCUUUCUGCAAUCGACUGGAAUUCCCAGCUGAUGGGGUUAGGCAAAGGUCCAGAUGGGCAAGACCUAUCUGCCACUUUGCGCACAUUCCUCCGAGCGUGGUUGGCUGAGCACAAGACGUUGGUCUUGCAACAAAUGUCCACUUCAGACGAUGAAGUCAAAUCAAUCCUUAUUCCGGUUGAGAUUCCCAGUAUCGACGUUGUGCAUACUGCGGACAUUCGUCUUCAGCCGCCCCCAUAUCUAGCGCCUCCAACUUCAUCCGAGCAUGCAGACACCCCACUGCCGUUGACCACCAAUCAACUUGUCCCAGCAACUCUACGUCUCAAGUGGACUCGCAUAUGGGACACCGUAACCCCCCUCAAGGAUAUGUCUGACAUGGAGUUCUCCUACGACGUUACCUCUCCAGGUGACGCAUGGCUGAUUGGUGGGCGGAGGAAGGGACAUUUUGUGAUUCUAGCUCCCUCACAAUCAGAGAAGGACCUUAGCAGCUCCCCGGAAACAGAAGCCGACAUCCCACUUCUUCUUAUCCCGCAACGGGAAGGAUACCUGGCCUUUCCGAAUGUAGAUAUUCGAGAAGUAAGGCCAAACGGACCUGGUGACUCAACGACAUCGGGUAGUGAAGGGGUGACGCCUGUGGAAGGGGAAAGCGGUCACUGUGAGACAGAUCUCAGGAACUUGGGCGAGACGGUCAGGGUUGUUGCCGAUCGAGAACAAGUUACCUUGAGUCUAGAUGCGAGUGGACCGGGCGGUGGUCCACUCGUCUUGGCCAUUCAGACAAAAGGUGAGAGUGGACGGAUCGUUGCUUGAUAGCCGGUGGCAACCAUGAUGCCCGAAACAUGAAACCUGGCAGUCAACGAAUGUCAUGUGUGUGUGUGUGUGUGUGCCUGCUCUGGUUAAGGAUUCAGUCGAUAAACAAUAAUUAUUACAAUCAAAGUUGAAAACCAGCUACAAAAUGCGGGAUCAUCAUCUUUAAAUAUUCGUGGCCAUCAUAUAUCGCUUCGACUCCACUCCUUCUGCAGCGCCUCCCGCAUAUGUCUGGAGGCCCCUUGGUGAUGUCCAACCAGGAUGAGUACAGUUUGCACGGGAACGAGCACGCUAAUUAGGCUAUUCAGGGGGGUAGGUGACAACGAUGCCGCUCACCAAGGAACUACACAAUAUCUCCUAU